This is a messenger RNA of Megalopta genalis, 8173 nucleotides long. Lineage: Eukaryota; Metazoa; Arthropoda; Insecta; Hymenoptera; Halictidae. The record is from RefSeq and is a predicted model, not a curated record.
UGUCUCGCUGAAUUUCGUGCUGCGACUACCUCCGAACCAGAGACCGCCAAGAUUUUGUUGACGUAGCUAGAGCGAGUGAAAAAAGGGAACGGAAGCACGGAGGCAAAAAUGUCGCCGGUAAAGCCGUAAUUCAGCGAGCUUCGUAGGAGGGAAGCAGCGGAAGUCGCGCGCAAACCGAGUCGGGCCGGGCCGGACGAAGAAAAUGGCGUCCACCAGCGGGCACAAGAGGAACGGCUCGAGUUCGAGCAUGUUCGCCCACAAGCGCACCGAGUCCGGCGGCGGUUUCAUCGGCCACAAACGCUCGGAGAGCGGUCACAAACGGGCCGAGAGCAUAUCCAGUGCCUUUGGCCACAAACGAUCCGAAAGUGGCCACAAGAGGAACGAGAGCGGCGGCGGUUUCGGGCACAAAAGGUCCGAGUCUGGCAGCAAUUACCAUGCCGGGCAUCGAAGGAACGAGAGCAUGUACGCCAUGACGGGGCUGUACGCGGAGACCGCGGGAACGGUCGCCGACGAAGCCACAGACCCGUUGCAGGCAACCGGCAGCAGACUGACUCACGACACCGUCAUCAGGUGUCACAGUAGGAAUCCCAGUUCUGGCCUCGUGGACCAUAGAGAUUUUAUCAUCAAAUGUCACAGCAGGAAUCCCAGUGCUUCCAUGGUGGACAGGACGGAGAAGGAGAGGCCGCAGACACCGCCGUUUAAUCCGGACUCGAAGGACUGCGGGAUCCUGAGCUGCAGACCGGCCUUUAUACAGAGAUUCGCCGGAAUAAAGGUGUUUGUGUUCCUCCUAUCGUUUCUCGUCACGUUGCAACAGGCACUUAGUUCAGGUUACAUAAAUUCUGUGAUCACAACCAUAGAGAAAAGGUUCGAAAUCCCGUCCAGUCUGUCCGGCGUCAUCGCGAGCUCUUACGAGAUCGGGAACGUCAUUACCGUCAUCUUCGUCAGCUACCUCGGCAGCCGCCGACACAUACCAGUUUGGAUUGCGAUUGGCGCCGUAAUAAUGGGACUCGGAUCGAUGAUCUUUAUGGUGCCGCACUUCACGGCCGAGCCUAAUUUGAUGACGGCUGCGAACAACUCCAGCUCUGACAACAUUUGCCGGGGCGUAUCCUUGCGUGAACAGGACAUGGGACUUGGUCGCUUGUCGUCCGGAUUAUCAUCUCCUCCGCUGGCACCACACAACAAUUUAAGAGGCGAUAAUUGCAUUCAAGGAUCCCCAUCCACUGCUGGCCCUGUUAUGUUAUUUGUACUUGCUCAGUUAUUAUUAGGCUGCGGUGGUUCCCCUCUGUUUACUCUUGGUACCACUUACAUAGACGAUCAUGUUCGUCCGGAGAGUGCUUCUUUAUAUAUCGGUUGUAUGUACAGCAUGGCAGCAUUCGGACCGGUAUUGGGUUUCCUUCUCGGAGCUUACUUACUAUCAUUUCACAUGGAUUCCUUUUCCGGGACUAUUAUCAGCAUAGAUCCAGGCGACCACAGAUGGGUCGGCAUGUGGUGGGGUGGAUUUCUGCUUUGCGGUCUGCUCUUAAUCUUGGUCGCGAUCCCGUUCUUCAGUUUCCCGAAAACGUUGCAACGCGAGAAAGAGAAGAUACGCAUUAUCGAGAAGAAUAAAUCGUCGUCGCAGAAAGAAAAAGAGCAGUGCAAAGAACCGAAGAAGGAGAAGCUGGACGACAGCGGUUACGGAAAGGACGUGAAAGAUAUACCAAGGAGCAUGUGGAGGCUGAUGUGCAAUCCGGUGUACGUGGUGACCUGUCUGGGCGCCUGCAUGGAGCUGGUGAUCGUUUCCGGUUUCGUGGUAUUCCUGCCGAAGUACCUCGAGACGCAAUUCAGCCUGGGUAAGAGCCAGGCGAGCGUGUUCACCGGCUCGAUAGCGAUACCUGGCGCCUGCAUCGGCAUCUUCUUCGGCGGAUGUUUGCUCAAACGUUUAGAAUUAAGACCGAAGGGCGCGGUCCAGUUCGUCCUCGUCUCAAACAUCAUAUGCCUGGUCUGCUACGGCCUCCUGUUUUUCCUCGGCUGUGACAACGUGAAAAUGGCUGGGACCACUAUUCCGUACUUUAACAGCAGCACGAAGGGCCCCGAGCCCUUCCAAGUAAACCUCACUGCCGCAUGCAACUUCGGUUGCGAGUGUCGAAUGACGGACGUCGAGCCUGUCUGUGGAAACAACGGUCUGACCUACUUCAGUCCUUGUCAUGCGGGUUGCACUGCCUUCAGCUCGAAAUCGAAUUUCACUAACUGUGCAUGUAUACACGGAAACCUAACAAUGUUGCCGCCAGCAGCUCCGGAAUUUGCGGAAGUGACAGUGGUGCCGGUAGCAACUGCUGGCCCAUGUACUUCACCGUGCAGGACUAUAUUUCCUUUCUUAAUAUUACUUUUCUUUAUGACCUUCAUCGUCGCUAUCACGCAGAUGCCAUUACUGAUGAUAGUGUUAAGGUCGGUCUCCGAAGAGGAGAGAUCGUUCGCGUUGGGCAUGCAGUUUGUAAUCUUUCGACUGUUCGGUUAUAUACCAGCUCCUAUUUUAUUCGGUAACUUAAUCGACUCCACGUGCUUGCUUUGGAAAAGCACCUGCGGGGAGAAAGGCGGCCGAUGUCUGCUCUACGACAUCGAACAAUUUAGAUACAGAUAUGUCGGCCUCUGUGCCGGCAUUAAGAUUUUAGCUUUGGCGCUGUUCCUCAUCGACUGGUGGCUGGUCAGAAGGAGAAGACAGCUGGAGGAUCAAGCGCCAUCUUUCACUGUGAAUGAAUUCGUAGGGUCAAUUAUCAGUCUUGACAAAUUGUUCGAAGAGAAACCGCACCACCACAUGGUGGAGGACGGCACAAUUCCGAAUUCGGAGACGGCCACGCCGUCUUCGGUGUCUUCGCCCACGGAGCCCACGAAGUCGACGAACCUCGAAGAGACCGGUUCGUCGAACCAGACCCAGGACUCGACGGAAUCUGCGAACCGGUCGAAGAGCGCGAUGGACGUUGAAGUACCGGACACGAGGCAAGCCCCUCUCGCUCUCGAAGAGCCAGAUGUUGAGGUGAAACCUCUGACUGGUAAACCAAUGGAGAACCACACCAGGAACGUUUAAUGUUCGCCGCGCGUUAGAGGCUGUACAAUUGAUUCUAUAUCAAAGUGGGUGAUACACGGGGUCGAUGGCAGAUCAUUUUGUCGUCGCAGCUAGAUCGCUAACGAUUUGUGCAAUCCUAUAACGAGGGGGGUUGAAAGGGGGGGGGGGGGCUCGGCCAUGCUCCCUGGAUCAGCGCGCCGAAUGGGAUAUAUCGGUUGGUCGGGACAGAGGAGAGCCGUGGAUCCAUGUAUUUAUGGUGCUAAUAUACUUUUUUAAUGAGAUUUAACGAAGAGCGACCGUGUUUAAAUUCCGUUGGAACUAUAAGUGGAAUCAUACAUUCGUAUAUUCUUGCACACAACGGGCCGCAGGGCCCGAGGAUAUUUUUACAAUGAUUACAUUUUUGCGCGGGAUGUAUCGUUUAACCGGUACGAAAUGAUUUGCCAUGGAUCUCCAUUUAUGGUUUGGCUAUUUUUAGGAAUCUAAUAUCACUAGGGUGUACAUUUUUACGGCGAUGCGAUUACUACGGGGUGAUCCGGUCGCUCUGUUGCCGGUUUUGUCUCUUGAACAAUGCCGACGGAAUGUUUCUCAAGGACACUCUCUGUCGAAGAAGGUGAUUCAACGACGAAGUCGAGCCGCGUUCCUUCUUUUCUCUCUUCUCGCGAAAAGAGAACCGGUGUUCCAUAGAUCGACUCCCGUUUUGUUUAGCCGUAGGAUCUUUUCGUUGACCUUGAACUGUGCUUCGCGUUAAAAAAAUAGCGUUCGUAACGUAUAGGGAGCGUGUAUCGAUACCUGUUUUUUCCGUAGCGGCGAAUAAUCGAAAGCUAGACUUUUCCGUGUAAUUGCUCGUUACACGUUUAAUAUCCUAAUUAAACAGUAGGUGUUUACUAUAUCACUACUACAGUUAUACUUAUCUAGAAGAAGCGUGUAGCGUGUACACAAACGAUGUAAGAUGCGAUACAAAUACCACUCGAGAUAAGGAUCCAGUGUCGCGCGGCGCAAUCUAUGAUCAUAAUAUUUUUAAGGUGAAGAUCGACUCAAGGUAGGUCAGCAGACGCGUAUUCAUCUUGGCCGCAAACUAUUCAAGGUCACCCGAAAACGUGAAAAACCGACUUCGCGUGUCUCUUCUGGCCGGUCUUCGUCGUUGAGUCAACGCGAAAAGAAUCGUCGUCGUCGUCGUCGUCGUCGUCGUCGUUCGACAAUGAAACGGGAAAUGAAAUGGCAAACGGGCGUUGAGGAUCAUCCUGUAUAUGUCAAUAAAUAGGAACAUAAUAGGUGAACAAAGGUGGCUCGUUUCGGACACACCGUUCUAACCGGCGUUAGAACCUGAAACGCGAGAAAUUCGUGUGGUGCCCGAAACGAGUUUCGACGGAACCAGCCUUGAACGGUUUUGCGAAACAAGACGGAGGAACAAAAAAAGAAAAGUAAAGGAAGAAAGAAGAAGCAGAAGAGGAGGAGAAGGAGGAAGAGGAGGUGGUGGAGGAGGAGGAAGUAGGAUAGGAGAAAAGAAAAUAGGGAAAAGCAAAGGCCAACAAGGACAAACGUUGUAAAUAUAAAAAUUCCUGCCUUAAGAAAUACAAGACUAGACAAACGUACAUUUAAAAGAAAAAAAAAAGUAAUCGACUAAGUGAUAGAGUUAACGAUCUAUAUAAUGAAUAUCAUUGAUUGCAGAUCGAGAGCUGCGAUUUAUUUUAUAACUAGUGGUUAGGCUUUCUCAGAAAUGAAGUAGUCAAUUUAACAUAGUGAUGUAAAACACGGACGACAAAGGAUCGUAGUUGACUCGUUUGCGGAAUACGUUUUUCUUUUUUCUGUUCUCGUACCAUCGAUUGCAACGGCGUAUAUAACUGUUCCACUGUUCUCUUCGUGACUUUUUCAUUUUGUUCUCGGCUCUGUAUCUCGCUCCUCCCUCUUCUCUCUCGUCGAGAGGAGAGCGGGAUAAGACCGGAGACACUGCGCUUUUGAAACGAGCGACGCCUGAUCUCGAAUGUUUUGUUGUUUGUUUUCUUUUGUUUCUUCUCGAACGAAGAAAAAAAAGAACAAAAUCAUCAGCGACACACCACUAUUUUAAGAGCUUUUCCGAGAACUAUAGCGUGUAACCGGAAACGGAGACGAUGCUUCGGGGUGGCACGGCGGUGCCGCCUCGUGUCCUAUUACCGAAAUGAAUUCUAUGCUUCCAAGCAACGAACGAGCAGAUGGGAAAAGAAGAGGGGAAACGAAAGGGAGACUCGCGACGGUUUUUGUUAACGAAUACUAAUUAAUUACUCGGCGAAAUCAAGGGUCAAUUUGGAUUAACCCAUUUACAUCGUUGCGCGGAAUAUUCCACGAGGCGCGACGGUCGACUAUCACCAAGCGCGGAAUAUUCCGCUAGCUUACGUUGUUUUUUUUGUAUUUAGUCGGAAAAUAUCUUUUAGUUGGGACAGAUCACGUUUAAUCAUUAUGUAUUGACCACUUUAAUGAAUUUCACGAACGUUAAUUUAUUAAUAUGCUCAUUUAACUUAAAUAAAUUUAUUUUAUUAUAAAAAAUAUUUGCUUUUCCUUUUGUAUAAAAAAAUGUAAACUGCGAUAUAACACUGUAUAUCAUCGUUUAAAAAGUACAUUCUUAAUAAAGUCGAUGAAUAAUUUCGAUGCGCGUUACUGCACAUACGAUCGACCGCGCGUGGUGAUAAGAUUCACUCGUCAGUUGAACGUCGCUGAUGUUUCGAUGCGAAAGCUUAAGUAGAGCGAUGAUGCAAAUGGGUUAAACGUCACUCCGGGACUAUGUUCUGGCCUCGCGGCCGUUGUCAAUAGCUCGCUGACAAUCCGGCGAGCCGGCGGACUCGGUGGCGGAUUAUAACGGACAAAUCGCUUCUGAAAUUCAGAACCGGCGAAUUAAUUUCGAUUUGUGUUUUGCGUCGACGAAAUAAUGUAACAUAGUGAUUAAUAUCGUGACGAGAUCCGCGAUAAUCCGCCACUGGCCAGGAGUCUACUUGUUUUGUACCUGAAAGCCUGUCGUAUCAAUUUUCGAUAUUACAAAUGAAGAGUUCAACGGCGACGAAUAAAAACAAAGAUGCGUUUACGAAGAAAGCUAAUGAAAAAAAAAAUAAGGAAAGAAAGAAACUAUAUUAACUCAGGAAAAGAGAUUCUAUAAUGCACCUCUAACGUAAAUUGAUGGGAACGAUACAAAGGAACCGGGAUAAUAUGAAUAGAGAGAAUCUAUCGCUGUGGAUCUACGAAGUCUUUAUAGCCUAAGAGAAAAAAAGUGAAAUUAUUGAAUAUUGUUACUUCAGCUCAAUUUCUUUUAAACGAAAGAAGAAACAAACAAAGAUGAAGAACUACGAGAAUGAGAAUAGUAAUGGAACUUGUACAAGUGGUUUUACAGAACAAAACAAAGGGGUUAAAUGUAAUCGAUAUAUCUAUAUCUAUAUAUAGACGUUUAAACACCGUUCUUUCUUUUUUGCAUGAGCCGAUGAUUUAUACUCUGUUCCACCGAUGUCGCGCUUUCGGAUACGAAAACCGUUCCACGAAUCGUUACCACGAUUCUAGCGUUAAUUUUUACGUAAUCUCGAACAAUGUACACUUAAGCAAACAGACACGCGCGCGCACACACACAAGUAUACAGACAGGGACACACACACGCGCACACAAUACACUGUCUACAAUCAUGCACAUACAAUCACACCGUUCCGGCAAAACAUGUCACAGCAUUUACUUACGUUUGAGAAAGAAACGAACACUUAACAUAGGCUGCGGGGCUGCAGCGUUGUUCCAAAUUUCUCCAAACGAAUUUCGCACGGUGUAGGAACGAUUCAUUUUAAUUGUACAGACUCUUCUUGCUCGCUCGUUUCUCAUCGUAGAACAAAUUGUAAAUUGUCACGAGAUUGUUGCGUUCGAUUCUGUAUAGCGAGCGGUUGUAUGAUAGAUCCGCGGAGACCCCGCAGCCUACGCCUAUGUACGAUAAUCUCGCACCGCUGUUUGGCCCGUCACUGUCAAUUUUUCGAAGUGUAGUACACGCUACUAUAUUUUAGAGGCAAUUUUGAUGUUCGAACUCGGCCGGGGUGCCCUCGGGAUCCGCCGUUCCCGCCAUCCUCGAGACCGCGAUGAUCUCUCUAACUACAUAUUAUAAUGCACUUACAUAUAUAUAUACAUAUAUAUACAUAUAUACAUAUACGUGUAUAUAUAUAUAAUAUAUAUGUACACAUAUAUAUUAUACAUACAUAUAUACCUACUUUUGUGAUAUGAAUCUCUAUAGAACGGUGGACCCCGGGCGAACGCGGCCCCUGUAGAGGUUUAACUGAAUAACGAGGGGGAAAAUCAUGUGAGAGAGAGAUAAAAUAAAAUAAAAGUGCUGUGAAUAGAUGACAAAAGAAAAAAAAAGAGAGAAUACACGUCGAAUCAAAUACAAUUUACACAAAAGUCGCCGGGCGAGGAUAUUUGUAUCGUGGCGCAGGGUGGAUCGCCGGAUGAGUCACUGUUGCGAGAACCGCGCCGAGCGUCGUUCCUCUUUUUCCCGGACUUUAUCGUGGAGAUUACGAACGCUUAUCUGCAGUAGGCUGCAGCUACAAUGUGAAAUAUAUCUUGCGGCUUAUUUUUCGAAGUGCAUAGAUAUUAGAUACAAACGGAGAGAAACGUUAGGUGUAAUAUAAUACAGAGAAAAAAAAGAGAAAGAGAGAAUGGAGAGAGAGAAAGAACGUUGGUGAAAAAGCGCAAUCGCAUAGAUUCGUAAUCGAUGAGUUUAGGAUCCGGAUUUAAUAUACGUAUAUUGUAACGCGUUUCGAUGCUUGUAUUUUAAGGUACAAUUUAGAUGAAUCAUGUGAAUAUAUAGAACAAAAAGGGACAAAACGAAAAAAAAACAAAGAAAGAAUGUAAUCAUUGGACACAACUCUUAGCGGUAAUUGUGUUACUGGAUAGUAGUAAUCUGUUUUAUCGCGGUGCAAAAUGGAUUAAUUACGGGGAACUGCCAAGGCGCGCGUGUAAAACGAAAAAAGCGGUGGAUCGGAUUCUAUUUCAUAGAAUAUAACACGCCUAGGGCUUCUCUAGCCAGCAUCGAUUAGGCGAAACGGUCUCAAAAAGUCUCCAUUACUCCUUCGGGAAUCUGUCUCAUAUUUUUUUUCCUUUUUUUCUUUUUUUGUUUAACUCGGAUAACGAGACUCUCUCGGC